AUCCCUGGCGCAGCGUUGAGACGCGCAUGACAGAACGGAGUAGGCAUGGCGAGAGCCAUGCUCACAGCCGAGACGCGGGCUAGCGGCUCGGCGACGUUGCCGGUGCUGCUCUGCGCCGGGGCCCGGACAGGCAUCGCCCGCCCGGGUGUCCGCUCCGCCCAUAGAGCCCGAUGGCGACGGCCGCGCGCAGGGACCCGGCUGAGAGUUCCAGGACUGCAGAAAUACUUAGGGAACCAACACAGGGGCUCGUCUGUGCUUCCUGUAUCAGGACCAUGGACACUACUUCUUGCCCCAGCUCCCCAAGUAUGUGCUGUGGCUGGUAAGGCUGAGGUUGUUGGUGUAGAGGAGACCACGAGGAGGAGCAUUUCUGUAGGUGUGCCACAGGUGAGGACUCCAGGGCAGGUGUGUCUGCCCAGAAGGCCUGCUCCUAGGAGAUACGAAGCUUCGUCUCGAGGGACAUUUAUGUGCACCAGGGAGCACAUACCACGUGGAGGCUGUACACCCAUGGGGCAGGUGGGCAGUGAAUUUUAUUGCAGACCUCCUGUAGCACCAGAAGCAGCACAUUGGAGAGAAACACUUGCGGAGCAGAGUCUCAUUUGUGAAGAGCUACAGGUUCUGUGUCCCAGAAGCGCUUUACCUACAUGGCGAGGCGGGGCGGGGGAGGGGGGGUCGGGAAGGACCUCAGGAAUGACUUCUUGAGCAGCUCAGUGUCUCUUCGAUGUAAGUCCCUCCCAUUGUGGAGAAACCCAAGAGAGUACCGAGUGUGCAGUGGCCUCACGUGGUAUGAAAACUCAUUCGAAACGGAGGACGCAUGAAAGCUUUCAAGAACAGAUACACAUCUGUCCAACACCAGAGACCGCUCUAGAGGAAGACCUUCCAUGUGUGGUGCGUGUUCCAUGUGUGGAAGUCUUGCAGCAGAAGGCACCGCCUCAGUCACCAUUGGAGAGGUCACACUGGAAGAGGGCCUCAGGGGUGCAGGGAACGGGGGAGAUUAUUUAGCAAGGUCAACCUCACUGAGCAUCACAGAGGUUACACUGGACAAAGGCCUUGUUUGUGCAGGGAAUGUGGGCACCUCUUUACUUACAGAUCCAGUCUCUUGAACCUGAGGUUUCAUACUGAAUCCAGGCCUCAUGGGUGCGGGGAAUGGGGGAAAUCUUGUAGCCAGAGUUCUGUGCUCCUUCAGCAUCAGAAUUCAUGCUGGAGAAGGCCUUUUAAGGACAGGGAAUGUGGGAAAUCCUUUAACUGAAGCUCUGUGCUCCUUCAGCAUCAGAAAGCUCACACUGGCUGGAGGCUUCCUGCGUGUGCGGAGUACUCAGGUGGACGCCCCGUCUCACUGAGGACCCAGAAAGUCACAUGGGAAACUUAGGUCAUUACCGUAGAUGUGCAGGGGAUGUGCGAUCUCUGUACUGCUGAGAACCCUGGAGGUGGUCCCUUGUGAGGGAUCUAAAUUCCACCUGAAUUUAAACUCCUACAUCUGAACAACCACCAAAUUCCAGAUUUAUGCCCCCCAGUUCUGUUGCUGAACCCGUUCUACGUCUACCCUGUGGAAGGUGCCCAUGGUAUGUAUCAUUCACUAACUACAUUGUGUUCAGGGAAGUAGCACUUUCCUGGUGGUGGAAGGGUGUCUGAGAAGCCUGAGCUUUCAUUCCUUUCUCAUUUCCUUCUCUCUGAUGAUUUAGGCCAUGGAUCUGAUCCAGUUUGGGCCUGGAAGACUUUGCUCAUGACUUGAAAACAGACUUCCUUUUUCAGGGAUGUUAUUGGUCUCACAUGACUUUUUUUUUUUUAAUGCUUAUUUAUUUAUUUAAAUCAUUUAUUAUUAUUAUUUGAUUUACAUCCAAGUUAGUUAGCAUAUAGU
Messenger RNA from Prionailurus viverrinus (fishing cat), 1855 nucleotides. Its product is annotated as zinc finger protein 211-like. The record is from RefSeq and is a predicted model, not a curated record. Gene Ontology annotation, biological process: regulation of DNA-templated transcription. NCBI's taxonomy places the organism in Eukaryota, Metazoa, Chordata, Mammalia, Carnivora, Felidae. The transcript is spliced from 5 exons. The coding region runs from base 46 to 699 and encodes 217 amino acids.